This is a messenger RNA of Lasiosphaeria miniovina, 1215 nucleotides long. RefSeq lists its product as uncharacterized. The transcript is spliced from 5 exons. The record is from RefSeq and is a predicted model, not a curated record. Lineage: Eukaryota; Fungi; Ascomycota; Sordariomycetes; Sordariales; Lasiosphaeriaceae. Bases 1 to 1215 code for a protein of 404 amino acids.
AUGGACCCAACUGCCGCCGGUCAGGAAAAACCAAUCUCCCAGAAUCAAUGGUUAGGCAAUGAGGCAACCACAAGCGAGCAGCUCUUCGACGCCGCCAUCCAGACAGCCCAACAUGCCCUGACCGAGGAAGACCAGCGGCAUUUCCGCAGGUUCAAGGACCACCGAGACAUGAUCAAGGAUUUGCAGGCAGAUGUGUACAACUUUUCGGCUUCCCGCACUAGGCUCACGAGAUGCGCCAAGAAAAUUGCAUCCUUCUCCGAGGCCUUUGCCCCCUUCUUUGACGUCAUUGGCGUCCUGCUGCAGGUUGGCAGCAACUUUAUCCACUUCCUCGAGCGCGUUAGCGAAAUGUUUGAGGAAUUGUCAUUCUUCCUGCCGCAAUACCAGCAAUGGUUCCAGACGUGUCGGUUGAACCCGUCCAUCAAAGACCGUGGCAGGCUAGAACGUGCCCUCAUGGGUACCGAGCUCAUGCUCCGACCUUUUGAGGCAAGAUUCUCACAGCUCAAAGAGAGGCUCACCAUGCAGAAGGACUGGUUCGAAAGAGAAGCUGCCAUUCACGAACACGCCCUCUUGGACCAGCUGCAUGGCGACUUUCGGCACUAUAUUCAAGACUCGGAGGAAAAAUCUCAGCAUAGAGACGAGUUAGGGCAACGUCGAUCUGAUGAAGACAUCAAGGACCGGGUUCACGAGGGAACUGGGCUGUGGUUUUUGCAACGUCCCGAGUAUCAAAGGCUAAAAACAAUGGACUUUGUUCAGAGCCACGUAAUGCCUACGACAUCCGACGCUAAUCGAUGGCUCCAGCGAGUCUUGUUCCUGAAGGACCUCGCCCAAACAGUCUUGCCAUCCGGUGAUGCCCCAACUGUGGCUUACUUUCACUUCGACCAGCAGAAAAAGUCGAGAACCAAUUCUAGUGACGAGGCACUCCGAGCCAUCGCCGAGCAGCUAAUCCACAGCCACCGACGUAGCCGCAUCUCGCUUGAUGCACUCGCUCUCAUCGAGACUGACAGCGGCAGCGGGCAAUACACGCCAUCGCGAAGGGAUAUCCGGUUGGCAAUCGACAUUCUGCUACGGCAGCAUCCGAGUUUCCUUGUGUUUGACGGCAUCGACGAGUGCAGCGAGCCAGCCCGGUUCCUGGAAGAGCUCCGCAGCAUCUGCAUUGAGCACGACUACCGUGCCGUCCUCUUGGGGCGCCCCAGCGUCGAGAUGCCCUACCAGUGA